Molecule: messenger RNA, 958 nt
Organism: Caenorhabditis auriculariae
Lineage: Eukaryota; Metazoa; Nematoda; Chromadorea; Rhabditida; Rhabditidae
Source: the annotation of a GenBank genome assembly
AUGAAACUUUUCAAUGAAGUGGAAGGGACGUGCACUGGAAAAUAUGGAUUCGUUAUUGCUGUCACAACUAUUGAUUCAAUCGGUCACGGCAUCAUCCAACCAGGUUUUUUUCCGCUCCACUUAUAUUUCAAAAAAUAUAAAGUAUUUGGUCUUCAUGGAUUUUUUUCAGGACGAGGAUUUGUGAUUUAUCCAGUACGUUAUAAAGCUAUCGUAUUCCGACCCUUCAAAGGCCAAGUUGUAGACGGCGUAGUAACUCAGGUUUAUAUUCGUUUUAUUGCUCUCGAACUUUUCCAUUAUUCUCACUUACAGGUCAACAAAGUUGGUAUUUUCUGCGACAUCGGACCUUUGUCUUGCUUUAUCUCAAGGCAUUGCAUUCCUCCAGACAUGGAGUUCGAUCCAAAUGCCGAGAAGCCGUGUUACAAAAACAGCGAUGACUCACAAGUCAUUCGCAAUGACGACGAAGUUCGAGUAUGUAUCUUUUUCUGUCUUUUUUCGUGGUUAUCAUUUUUCGAUAACUAUAUCCGAUUCAGGGCUGAAAAAUGAAUAGAUUUGACUGCGAAUUUCUAAAAAAAUAAUUUGGUGAAAUCGCCACGUGUGUUCAUAAGCCUUGGGAACAGACUCCUUUUUUUUUUUUUGAUACAUCUGCUUAAAGCCGAUUCACGACUAGCUUGGGACGCUAGGAGAAUGAAGCCUGUCUGCGCUCUCCACGAGCCAGGCACUUUCUCGUGCAUUAUCGUGUUAGACCCCUUUUUUUCAUUAUCGUGUCAGGACCCUUUUUCGAUGGCUUAAGCCUGCCGUGAAUCAGCUAUAUCUAAGUUCAUUUUUGAAAAUUAUUCUCGCAUUAUUACCUUUCUUUGUGUUUCAGGUAAAGUUGAUUGGAACGCGUGUCGAUGCCAACGACAUUUUCGCGAUUGGAACCCUGAUGGACGACUUUUUGGGAUUGUGUCCGGCUGAAUAA